Messenger RNA from Adineta ricciae, 1269 nucleotides. The record is from the annotation of a GenBank genome assembly. NCBI's taxonomy places the organism in Eukaryota, Metazoa, Rotifera, Eurotatoria, Adinetida, Adinetidae.
AUGAAAACAACCACAUCUACUACCGAUGCUACAGCCAUGGGCAAUGGUAAUAAGAAAGGUAUAGCAAAUUCGUUAUCCGUUGGUGAUAUCGACAAGAACGCGUCGAAAUCUGUCGACAGAAAAGAUGUGAAUAAGUGGUCAUCAAUCGAAGUUCAACAUUGGAUAAAGGACCAAUGUAAAAAGUUUGAACUGCGAAAAGCUACAGCUGAAAAGUUCGAAAUGAAUGGGCAAGCGUUAGCAUUGUUGACUAAACAUGACUUUCUUAGACGUUCGCCAGAUGGAGGAGAAAUACUUUACUAUGCAUUACAGAAAUUAAUCAAUCCACACAAGGCUGAUGCAGCACGACACGAUCAAAACGGGCGUAAAAGCGGACUGCAGAGUCCUCAAAUAGUGGAACUUAAUCCUGAUGACGAUGAUUCAUGUAAUACCGCAGAUCCAUCGUCGCCAAAACCGAUUAUUGAAGAACCAGAUGAUCCACCAAAAAUCCACAGAUCCCAAUCUGAGACUAAUCAUAAUCAAUCGCAUUCUCAUCAUUUUCAUCCGCAUGCUUCGCAAUUCUUUUUUAAUCAAAAUUUUGUUCCGCCAACUGUAUUAACAAUGCCAGCCGGUUCUGCUGCUUCUUUUUUCCAUCAACAUCACUAUCAACAACAACGACGACGACAGGGAAUUCCGGAAGAAUUCAUCCGUGCUCAACAUCCGCAUACGCAUGCAGGACCUGCAUUUUUUCCACAUGGGUUUCAAAGCUAUCAUCCAAUGAUGUCUGCGCAAGGAAUUCUAAUCGAAAUGUUGGACGACGUCGAUCCUGCUAGUUUCAGUCCGGAUGGAGUUAAUGCCACUAAUGGAGACACUUCAGAAAACUAUUUUAUGGUAACAAUGAAUGGACAACGAUUUGUUCUAAACGAAACACAAGUUAGGCAGUUGGUCACUGAAGUUCAUCAACACCAAGCGUAUCAAGAGACUUUACAGCAACAGCAACAGUUUCAUCAACAACAACAGUUUUUCCAACAGCAACAACAAUUUCAACAACAGCAGCAGCAACAAUUUCAGCAGCAGCAACAAUUUCAGCAACAACAACAAUUCCAACAACAGCCUCCUCCUCCUCCUCCUCCUCCUCCACAACCACGACCAACAUUUCAUCAGCAACAGCAACCUCCGCCAGACGCGCGACCAACGUUUCAGCAACGGCCGCCGCCACCACGAAAUGCAUUUCCUAAUAUACCACGUCCACAAGCACCAACUCAGCCUCCACCACCUCAGCAACGCUUCUAA